ACCAGCGGCUCUUUCACGAAAGAUUUGGAAAGGCAACUGUCCCUGACACUCGGGGAGGAUUCUCCCCAGCAGGUGCCGAAUGAUGAAGACCUCGGCGUAGAAAAACCAAGAACUGGCGCUGGAGCGGCCGCCUCACCUGAAGACAUCGCCGCAAGUAGCAUUGACGGGGACGACAGCAGUAGUUCUUCCAUUUCUUUGGGCGGGGAAGCAGCGACGCAGCUGAAGAAUCUCGUAGUUGCAGAGGAAGAAGAUAAAGAUGCUGUUGCUGUUCAUGCAAAAGAACGCGAGGGGGCCGGGGACGGGGUGGUAGAGGCGACGCUGAACGACGUGGUGGAACUGCUUCCCGGUGAGAAAAAAGUCGAAAAGCAGCAACAAGACGCCUCCCCAUCAUCUUCCAAGCGAAGAACCAAAACCGGCUACCUCCGCACCCCAGGACAUAUCAAAGAAACAAUCGAAGACCACAAACCGUAUCAAGUGUAAAAAUGUCUGGGUCUGGAAGAGUGCAUGUUUGCCAUGCUUGUCUGGCAUGACUCUCAAAUCUGUCAUGCACGUUGCCCAAGAGCGCCACUUUUCGUUUUCUGUCAUGUAGAAACGCAGUUUGUCAUGCAGAAUAGGCAACACCUAGAAGCUCAGAAACUUGUCAUGCUGAGCGAGCACUUGUGGCCUCCUCAUGAUACGCCACCCAGCGUCACAAGUUUCCAGACCCAGACACUUUUACUUUUGAUAAACCGGAGCAGAUGCUGAUUUUCCACGACGGCAGUCGGUUACCGUACUCCAUUUACGACGUACGCAUUGCAAAUAUGAUGCCUGGGUCUGGAAAAGUGCUGUAACUUGUCAUGCUACAUCUGGAUCGUGGAAAAAUUUGUGUUGCAUGAUUACCAAAAGAGGUCCACUUUUGAACAAGUUUAGAGGCAGUUUCUCAUGCAGGAAUGGCAUGACUAUAGAGAUCUCACAGAACCUGUCAUGCUAGGCAGUGCGUGCCAGACCGCGUGGGUCAUGGAAAACCUGCAUGACAAACCUAGCAACUUUCCAGACCCAGACACUUUUGCAUUUGAUACGACAUGAAAAAGGACCAUCCGGACUGUGAAUCCUUUGCGGACUACGUGGAAAAAAUCGUUUGCAACAGCGACAUAUCCAGUGCAAAAGUAUCGCGCUCGUACCAAUUGCAAGUAUGCGUGACAAAUCUUGUCCUUAAGGUAAAACUGCAUGACAAGUUCCAGCUCUCAUGCUGAGCAAAUUUGUAAUGCAAUUGAUUGCACUAAUACGAUACUUUUGCAAUGCAUACGACAUGGUGAAGCACAAGACGAUUCUGUGUGAGCAGCGCGAUUUCCUGGUGGAAUGGAACUACUGUUUUGAAAAUGAUGUUUACGGAGAAACGAAAUCUUCGGAACAUCAAAUAGAUCCGGACUAUGCGGACGUCAUUACGAAGUCGAGGCAGUUGUCGCAGUGCGUCAAUGUCUGGCUGCGGCUUUUGAAAGCGAGCAUUGCGAAGUUUGACAAGAAUACGGUGAGUGUUGCCGAUUACGUCAAAGCCUUCGAGUUGGAUGAUUUGGAACUAGCAGGGGAACGGGAACAACUGGAAGCUCCUGCUGUGAAUGAGGAGUCCUUGCACAUCCUGCGGGAACGACUUGCAAUCAUUCGGGAAUCGCUGUAUAUUAUGGGUUUUUCGUGUUUUUUUUCGUCUGAAUCUCAUGCGGUUUUGCUUUUGUCCUGCACAGUGAUCUGUAGUCAACACGCCAUGAUGUGAACGACGUAAAUUUUUACAGUUACACUACAAAAACAAAUAUAAAUUAUCAAUCACAGAACUGCAAUCAAGGACGAAGCUUAUUGGAUAUUCCGCGACAGCAGCUUUGCCUGGAUUAACGAAUUCUACUACGCCCGGCCGGGGUUGACUUUGCGGGAAACUCUUUUGCAGCGGCCGGUCUUGUUUGAUGAGGAGAAGAGACUGAUCCUCGCAGCUGAAACGGAAGAAACAGAGGAAAGUGGAACCGAAGAAACAGAAGAAAAUCAGAAAAACGUCGACUCUUGGUCCUCUUGGUGCGACGGACAUAGCAGCGGCAAAAAAGCCUCGCCGUAUGAGACUAAGAACCGCAAGAACUUCUCCGCUUCCCCGCGACCACCGGACUUUUACUGCAAGCUGACGGAUAGUUUUUCCUAUGGGAUCCCGUAUGAUCGGUGGGCCGUUUCGAUCGAAUAUCUGGAAGCGAAGAUGAAGCAUCUGACGCUGUAUGGGCGGUGGAGGUUGGACGAAAUGAGUAAGCCGGUGACGGUGGAGGAAAUUUGGGAAAAGCUGAAGCAAGAGCAACAGGUGGAUUUGAAUUUGUUGAAUGAGAAAAAUGGUGAACAAGUGGGACAAGGUCAAGGCAGCGGAGGUACUAUCCCCGGUAGCACCACAGUUGUGAAGAGCAACAGGAUCAGCAAGGGCUUCGUCGGCAAUUACUGGCUCGACCAAAGUUUCGCAAGAAGACCUGACUCAUCUUCUUCCGGUGGGGGUCGUAAACAUGGUUUAUUGAAGAAAACUAUUUCUGUCAAGGCGGAGACGGUAGCUGACCUGCUUGGCGACGAUAGUGGUCAACUUGUUCCGCAGGAUGAGACGACGAAAGUGCCGCAGGAGGAGGGGGCCGUCGAGGUAUCACGAUUACUUGUUCUACUGUGGUUGCAGCGAAUGCAAAGUGUUGCGUUCAUGUUGCGAAAGGAGCAAGUGUCAUGUCUAUAAUUCCUGGAAGUAGAGCAUGCAUGUUGUGCAUUGCAGUACUGGUACUGUACGAAUCAUGAUAAGUAAGUAAAAAUUCCCAUCGAAUAGAUCCGAAAUGAAAAUAAAUACGAAUGAAUUAGGUACAGUCGCAAGAAAUCCUAGCGCCGGAGGUCAACAGCGACCAGAACCCGGAUCGCAAAGUCAAGGCCCACCUGCUCCAAGAAUUCGAGUCCAGCUUGUUACCACAACACGACGAUGAGUUAUUUCUCAGCCCGCGGGAUCAAGAACCUGAGGGUGAGGACAGCAAAAAGUUGUGUACAACUACUGGCGCCGCUGAUAAAGCAGAUGCAGAUGGGGAUGGUCACAACAGCUCUUCCGCCGAGGAGGUGGAUGACGGUGAGGAGGUGAAAUUCCCCCCCUACGAGAAAAACCGGCUUUACGACGGCGGCAAUUUCGACCCCUCCGUCCCAUUCUUAGUGUUUCGCGUGACGAAGAUAUGCAUCGCAAAGUAGGCAUCGCGCCACGUAUUAAUUGCAUCACAAGAAAUUUGUAAACUUUGCAGCAACCUGAAAAGGAUUUCUCAUGCAGCAGCAGCACAAAUACUUAACAAUAAGACAAAGAAACCCAAACCGGCAGCGAAACAGCACAUCUGUCAUCGCAUGAAUGCAAUUAAAAUACGAGCAGGAUACAACUUUUGCAGAAGUUGAUAGCAGAAACACGACAGCGGUAGCAUGUUCCACUCUUUACGCCUCGCAGUGCCGGAGAACUUCAUGACGCUGGGGGAGCCGUGCUCCGCCUUGGUCCGCGAACCGGGCACCCAUGCGGCGCUGAGUGGGCAGGAGAUUAUUAAGCAGCAGGCGGGGCACGGGCGGCUGUAUUUCUAUGCAUUGCAAAUCCAAAAGUAUCGCUCAUCUAGUAUAAAAUGCAUGACAAAUUUCUUCAGCAUGAGGAAUGAAAUUUGUAAUGCAGAUUUAACUUGACAGAGACAUCUGUAAUGCAUUAAUCCGAUUAGAAGUACGAUACUUUUGCAAUUCAUAAUUUUUCAACGUUGGCGAUUCCGAUUGACGUGGCCAGUCCGGACAGCUUGCCGUUUUACGUUGUAUCCAGUGCAAAAGUACCGCACUCCUACUCGUAUCGUAAUCAUGCAUCACAAAUCUUUUUCUUGAGGUGCAUCAGCAUUACAAAUUUCAUUUCUCAUGCUGAGGGAAUUUGUGUUGCAUUCAUACGACGAGUGCGAGACUUCUGCCAUUCAUACGUUGUGGUGGAUAACAAAAAGCUGCUUCCCUGGAAGUGCUCAGCCGAUCGAUGGGUAACAGACGAGAGGAGCAUCAAGCACCAACAUGCCGCACGAGGAGGUAAGAUUUGUUUGAAAAUCCGUCGUAGAAGUAGUUGCAGAGUCAAGAAAAAGAAUUAGAAUAGACAUAGAGCAGACGCAUGGAAACAAUAAGAAUAACACACCAUCGUCAAAAAAAUCUAACUCACCCUAAGUAUAAGUACUUAGAAAAUAAACCUGAUUUGUUCCUGACAUGUGGACCACGGGUGGAAUAGAGAUUGCUACAUACUUGAUCUAUCAUCACAGGCAACUACAUCAAGGAUAAAAGAAGUACCACCACCACCUCCUGUUCUUUUUCCGAAGCCCUUCCCAGCGGUCGCUCCCACGCGGUUUCGUCCUACUUUAAGAAGGGCUAUGUCACAGAAGUUUUCUUCGACCUCGACACGGGGGAAGAGUGGCAGGAUAUUGCAGUGAACAGUGCCCCCCACCCCCAAAGUUGCAAAAAUUUGUAAUGCGAAGUUUCCAAAUGAAACCUUUUUGUCAUGCAUGAAAGGAAUAUGAAUCUUUCUGAUGCAGAUUCUAGUGUUGUUUCGCAUCGCUUGCAUGACAAGCACCGCUCUUGCUGGGAUCUUUUGCAAUACAAACUUUUGCUAUUCACGAUCGGAAAUCUGUGAUGCUGAUACAGAGGGCGAAUGUUUCAUUUGGAAAGGUUUGCAAUGCAAAUGCUUUCAAGUUCGGGGGUGGGGGCAUUUUUCAUUGUAAUACAGGAGCCCCGGAAUUCCUUCACCAUUCAGGAGUACUGCGACCGGCAGUUCACCCAGCUCAAGAGCGACAAAGACGGGAUGUGGGAAAGCGCGCCAAAGCACCGUGCCGACGCGGUAAAAAUGAUCGGCUUUCUUCGACAAGGUAUGCAAUGCAAAAGCAUAUCAAACUAGUUGUAGUACUCGUUUAAUAUCGCAUUUUUCCAGCUCUGCGUGCGGGUGCGGAGGACGAGCACGACUAGUACGCUUUCUAAUCUCAGUCAGCAUGACUACAGGUUUUUUCUUUUUGUAUCUUUGCAAUUAUUUCUGCUAGUACAUAUACAUAUUACAACAGCAGUGCUGUAAAAACUUUUGCAAUGCAUACCAGGGCAGAUGUGCCCCGUGCAGGUUUGCACAAAGAACAUGUUGAUGAGUGCCAUGGUGUACCUUCCGCAUGUAUCAACUGCAAAAAUGUCUGGGUUUGGAAGAUUGCAACUUUUCAUGCUGUUUGUGGACUCUAAAAAAAAAUUGUAUUGCAUGACCAGCAAGAGGGGUGGAAUUUGUGCUACACGCACAGGGCAUUUCUCAUGCGGAAGGUCCAUCAGGAAGGGUUCUAAAAAUCUGUAAUGCUAGGGCAUACAUCACAGACUAUCAUGGGUCAUGAGAAAUAAUAUACAUAACAAAUCUUGCAUCCUUCCGGACCCAGACACUUUUGCACUUGAUAGCAUGUCCGAGCGCAGGAGAGUCGCAUUCAGCGGUUCCGGGAGAACUGGCUCCAGAGGGUUGAAAAAAGAAACUACGAAAAAAACAUGAAUUACCCACAGAAAAAGAACUAUCCCCAUCCGAUUUGUCCUGCAGAGCAUGCAUGAAAAACAAAAAAUCCUGUGUAGUCUGUCGUCCAAAAAAUGGAUGGGGAUUUGGUUGUUUUUCUUCGGAUAUCCCGGAAGCAGCUUGGUGGCACAAACAGAAUGGUGGAACGAGUUGCACUAGUACCUCUGAGGAAGGCAACAUAGAAGGAACUGGAGCAUCAACAACUUCGUGGUAUGACUGGAAGAAGGGAACAUCAAGUAGAAAUGGCUGGGAACAAGGAGCUUCCGGCACCGCUGAAAAUGAUGAGCUGCAAAAAGAAGCAGAGCAGCAUGAGGAGCAAGACCUGCUAAUCCUUGAUGACGACGAGGAAAAAAACGAUGCUGGAGAUGUUGACUCAACCGCAGCAGGUGCUGGUUCACAAAAGCAAAAAACCGCCGCCACCACUGCUGAAGAGAAAAAUAAAACUCGGCGCCGCCCGUAUCCUGAGUAAAAACGUCCCACACCAGAGUCAAGCUGGGAAAUCUGCUAGACAAAUCUGUCAGCUUUUGCUGUUGCGCAUGACACGUUUGGCCUCGCAGUGUAAUCCUGUUUAGCUUGUUCAGCAGCAUCACAGUUCUAGCAUAUCAUGCUGAUUCUAACAUCACAAAUCCCACAACACGACUAGAGACUGCCUCUCAUGGGUCUCCGCAUGAGAAACAUUUUCAGCAUGCCGAUUUGCAUUACAACUCUGGCGCGUCAAGCCAUCUGCGGCCUGGGGCAGAGGGGGGGGCAAAGUGUGCUGCAAUUCCUUUAGCAUUACAACUCUGGCGUGGGGACGUUUUUACACAGGAUAGCCCGGUCUUUUUCUAUCUCCACGGCGAUCAAUACCGAUCCAAAGUUCACUGCCCCAUCACGAAAUUGCCCAAUUACGCCUACCCGAAAGCGACGGCCGGGCCGUUGAAGACUCUGGCGGAAGACUGGCAGUGGUGCCAUUUUCACACCAGUUUUGACCACUGGAACAACAAAAACAUCACCUUUGACACGUUUGAGCAGAACUGGAAAGUCUUUUCCUUGCUAUCCCAAGCAAUUUUGGUGGACCCGAUGUGCGACUACAGUUGCUACUGGUUCCGCGGGCCGCCGUGCCGGUGCGACGCGGAUCGGUUCCAUCUGGGAAUCGCGGAGGCCUUGGCGAAAUUGAGGAACAUCUUGACCGGCGGCGGGGGAGUUUCAACUGCAUCUAAAUAUGUUGAUGCCAGUAAGAGGACUACAACUUCAACAUCUACAUCUACAGCACCUCCUCAACAUGAUGACCCAGCAGCUGCACUCUGCAUUCCCGGCGUGGACCUUGGCGGGGAUCCGAGCCGCAUCUACCUCUCUGGCGUGUCCAUGGGCGGCUACGGGGUGCUGGAGCUCGCCAGUCUAUGAACUGCAAAUAUGUCGGGGUCUGGGAGAUUGCGAGAUUUGUCAUGCUAAUCUGGCACGGCGACGGCUCUGAGCUCUGUAUUGCGUGGCCGCGAAGUAGAAGAGCUUGUCUUGCCUGUCAUGCAAAAACGCAGAUUCUCAUGGGGAGUACGCAACUCCGAACCACGGUAAAACUUGUCAUUUGCUGGGCAGCGCAUUAGAGUGCUUUCAGUAUAAUUCCCUUCCGUGCAUCACACACAAGUUUCCAGACCCAGCAGACAUAUUUGCAUUUGAUACAGUCUGUGGGGCUACAAAAACGUCGCGGGGAUUCUCGCGCCCGCGAGCUCCCACGAAACGCGGGCGAUUCCGGAAGCCGAGCAUUGGUUUGCGAAGCGGAUGCGCAAUAUCCCAACCUGGUUUUUGCACUGUCCGGGCGACGCGUGGUGCAAGCUAGAAGAAACGUUGUCUCUGAUCGAACGCCUCAAGAAGCUCCACCCACGAGACGUGCGGUUGACUACUAUGCAUUCGCAAAUAUGUCUGGGUCUGGAAGGAUGCAACUUGUGAUGCUUCUUCUGGACUCGAAAAAACUCUGUAUUGCAUAACAGCCAGGAGGCGACGUCCAGUCUGUGCUACGCGGAGACGGCAUUUCUCAUGCGGAAAAAGCAUCAGAAAGCCCUCUAAAAAUCUGCGAUGCUAGGUCAAGAAUUACAGGCGUCAUGGGUCCUGCCAAAUAUGCAUGACAAACUUGGCAAUCAUCUUUCAGACCCAGACAUAGUUGCAAUGCAUAGCUACCGCGUCGAAGCAAUCUUCCCGUGAGUUUUUCCACUUUUCCGGGCACAGUUCCCCCGGGUACGCAAACGAAUCGCUGGCCGCUUUGAAGUGGCUGUUCGGGUACCGCAGCUACAAAAACGUGCGGAGCAGUUGCACAACGUCCUCAUCAAUCAAGAACAAAGUUUCAUCAUUGGGUGUAGCUGUACCCCAUCAGGAACCUCCGCAGCCGUCAGUUGUGGAUGUGGAGAAGGAGAUCGCGCCGCUCAUGUACUUAUGCAAUGCAAAAGGACCGUAGUACUCGUAGUAAUGCAUCACAAAUUUCCUCAGCACGAGAAAGAAAAUUUGUCAUGCGGAUCUACUUUAAGAAAAAAAUUUGUAAUGCAUGACUGCAAUUCCAAUCACUACGAGUGCGAUACUUUUGCACAGGAUAGUACUGGCGACCGUCGAAAACUUGCUAUCCGUGGAACGGGGAGCAGAUAUCAAGCGCAAAAGUAUCGUACUCGUAUGUUGAAAAAUUCUUGCAAUCGUGCAUGACAAACAUCUUUCCCGACCUGAAUCCGCAUCACAAACUGCACUUUUCCUUUUGUUCUUGCCAAAAGCAAAAUUUGUGAUGCAAUUCACAGUAGUUUCGAUGCUUUUGCGAUGCAUAGCAGAUCACGAAUUACUACUGGAAGUACUUAGAGGAGCAGUACUUUGACAUGGCAAAAUACGACGGGUCUGAUGUGCUUUGGAAGGUGUCGGAGCCGGCGCGAAAAACAAUUACGAAGUCCAGUGCUGGUGGUGCCACUGGUAGUCCUAGUCCAGCAGGAGGACGAGAAGCCGGGUAUGGUGAAGAAAAACCAUCCACAGAAAAAUCGCAAGCGAAACAUAAGGAGGCCGAGGAUGAGGAACAACGAGUAGAUAAUAGCCAGCGUGACCACGACGACGAGUCUGAUCGAAGAACGUCCGCUAAGGCCCACCGGAUGAACAAGCUGCUGUUCUAUUCUCCGACAGGUGCUAAUACAGGGGAAGAGCAAGAUGAAAUCGAAAUGACGACGAGUGGGCUCGAACUCGUGGAAGCUGCUGCUCCUGCUGCUGCUGGAAGUAGUCGGGAUGGAGACAAGAAGUACGAUCUUGGUGAAGAUGUCCCAGCACAAGGUCGUGAUGCAGGAGAUCAGGGGCACGGCGAGGAGGAGAAAUUUAGAUUCUUCGACGGCGUCGAGGAAGAUGAUUUGAAGAUGCUGGAGCAACACGUUGAUUGGGAAGGCGGAAGCAAUUCGAAGAAUAAGACACCAACAAGUAGUGAUGACCGUGCAGCUCCUCCUACCGCUGUUCAGAAUCUUCUGAAGAGCAGUCCUCCAGUUGCUGAGCAGUUGGACAAUCUUUUCGGCGGCGGAACAAGUGGUGAGGGUGAUGCUGGACCACAGAAAGACGUCGACAUCGACAUCCUUGGCGCCAGCCGGGAGUCGAUCAAGGCAGAGUUGCUUGGAACUACAGGGGACAAGAACGUCGGAGGUCGAGCAUCAACUACAACUCGAGUUGAUGUUCUACCUGGGACGUCUGAGGGAAAGAACCGAACCCAAAAAAUGCCCAACGAACUCGAUCUCGCCAGCCCACCGUUGCAGAUCAACCAUCCGGGUAGAGGCCUGAGUGGCAAAGACGAUGAUGUAGAGGAUCAUACACAUACUGAAGACGGGCUACAGGAAGUAGAUCUCCUCGGCGGCGGGCCCGGCGAAGAUGAGAAUUAUGCAACGGGCAGUGCAGCAGCAGCGAGAAAGAAAAAGGGCAAGAAGAACAAGCGCACGAGCAGCAAGAGUCGCCGGUCCUCGCAGGCAAGCAGUGUGGAGGAGAUGGCAGCUACUGGCAGAAAAGAACAGUACGACGAAGAGAAUUAUGCCUCCGAGUCAAGAAAUAGAAACUCGUACUUAACAAAAGAUGACGCCACCGCAGCCGCAGCAAGUAAAAGUCGAGGAUGGCAUCAUGACAAUGAUCAGGACGAGAAGAACUACAAAUCUGCUCAGCAUCAAGAGAAUGUUGACAAGGGGUGGAAAGACGAUUGGAAAUCCAAAUCUUUUUCGUCAGAUAAGAAGGAAAACAGCAGUUACGAAAAUAAAAGCGACAAAGCAGUAGAGUGGCAGCAUGACAAAAAGAACAAGAACUGGAAUGAGAAAGAUUGGAAUUAUGAUCAUGGGAAAAAGAUGAGCGAUAAAGAUAACAACUCAAGAUGGGAGAAGAACAACGAUCGCUGGAAUAAACAGCACGAAAGUAAGGAUGACGACAAAAAGCAAGAUUAUAACGACACCUACUACAACAAACAAGAAGCGCCUUCCAGCAGUUACACCUACAACAAAACUCGAAACUACGACGCUCGCUCCAGCCCGGCAAUAUCCGACAGAUCUUGGAAUAGUGGAGCAGGGUCGUCCUACAAUCAGCAGGGCGGCGGAGGACGAGAAGGGGGUGAGGAUUACAAGAAUCACCAGUGGCAAGGAACUACAAACAGCAAAGAAAAGAGCGGGUACGCUGAGAAAAAGCAAAAUUGGUCAGCGUCGUCUCCUGGCUGGAAUAACAAAGAGGACGGUGAAAAGAAGACAUCUUCAUCUGGCGCUGUCGAGGACAUGAGUAAGAAGUGGUCGGACUGGAAGCAGGAGGGAACCGAUUCAUCUUGGAAAAAGCAGGACCAUCAAAAUGAGAAUUGGAAAAAAGACGAUUGGAAAAAAGACGAUUGGAAAAAAGACGAUUGGAAAAGAGACGAUUGGAAAAGAGACGAUUGGAAAAAAGACGGAAAAGAUGAUUGGAAGAGCGACGGAAAGGCGGACUGGAAGAAAGACGGAAAGGCAGAUUGGAAGAAGAACGGGAAGGAAGAUUGGAAAAAAGGCGGCGAUAGUAGUUGGAAGAAAAGCAAUGCCGACCUCGACGAUGAAUGUGCGGAUAAUUUCUACCACGAGAAAGAUUCUUGGAAGACGUCGAGUUACGGUGAUAGUAAGGAUGAAAACAAGCCGCGGCGGCACCAGAAUACAUCUAGUCAAGCGGCGGGUGCCUCAACCCAGGAUGUCCGAGGAGACUUCAAGCACGAGGAGAAAGACGACCGGACGAACCACGGGAUCAAGCGGGGCUAUGACCGGCGGGGGGGUGGUGCAGGUGCACCUGCAGGUGGUGAUCAGGAUUGGAAAAAGGACUGGUCCUCCGGCGCUUCGUGGGGGGAGAAGAGGGACGGCUAUGAUCAUUUCCGAAAAAAGGAGGACAAGUGGUGAACAGCAAGGUGAGACACGUGUGACGCGGAUUGUUGCCACAGCAUGAUAGAUAUACGAUGAUGCUAGUAAAAAAGUGCCAUGAGGUUGAGGUAGAAGUUCAAGUUACAGAGCUGUCCCAACGGCGAUGGUGGUCUUCAUCAUCAUCUUGCGCCCGGAAUUGAUAUUUCCAAGAAGGAACAGCAACAAAGCGCUUUUGUUUCACGAUUCAAUCCUUUGAAAUGCCCGGCAUGCCCGGAUGCCGGAAGAACGCAGCUCUCACGUUAGUAGGACUAGGAACUACACUUCUACCAGUUUAUGAACAU
Molecule: messenger RNA, 11201 nt
Organism: Amoebophrya sp. A120
Lineage: Eukaryota; Dinophyceae; Syndiniales; Amoebophryaceae
Source: the annotation of a GenBank genome assembly